Messenger RNA from Leptidea sinapis, 2841 nucleotides. It is a transcript of the gene Vps25, whose product is annotated as vacuolar protein-sorting-associated protein 25. The transcript is spliced from 4 exons. NCBI's taxonomy places the organism in Eukaryota, Metazoa, Arthropoda, Insecta, Lepidoptera, Pieridae. The record is from RefSeq and is a predicted model, not a curated record. Gene Ontology annotation, biological process: protein transport to vacuole involved in ubiquitin-dependent protein catabolic process via the multivesicular body sorting pathway. Gene Ontology annotation, molecular function: protein homodimerization activity; structural molecule activity. Gene Ontology annotation, cellular component: ESCRT II complex. Bases 304 to 831 code for a protein of 175 amino acids.
UCAAAAAUCAAAGUUGUCAAUAUUGUUAUCAACUAUCAAGUUGUCAGUUGUCGGGUGAAUUUUGAUUUCAUUGAACUUUUGUUGAAGCGUAUUCACGUAAAUAAAGAAUUAAGAAAUUAAUUAAAAUGUGUCUAACUAUAUAAAGUUCAAUAUCAAUGAUAUUGUUGUGCAUUGUAGCUUUGUUUUGUGAUCUUGUAGGCGAUAAAUUUUUACCAAAAUAUUUUAUGUGUUUGGGAUCCAUUUGUGCUAUUAAAAUUAAUAAUAGUAGAUUUCGAUAAGCUUGACUACAGUGUAUAGUUAAUAAUGGCAGAAAUAUCCUGGCCGUGGCAGUAUAAUUUUCCUCCUUUUUUCACAAUUCAAAUGCAUACAGAGACAAGAUCUAAACAGUUAGCUGCCUGGCAGGAGUUGAUAAUUGAAUACUUGAAAGCAACAAAAAAGUCAACUAUUGACAUUAGAGAGUCACAAAACAGCCCAUUAUUCAAUAAUUCAGCAAUCAAUCGAAGAUUGUCUCAAGAGGCGGUGUUGACUGUGUUGGAAGAGAUGGCUAAGUGUGGAAAAGCAGCUCCAAUAGAUAAAAGUAAAACAGUUUGGGAAAUCUACUGGCACUCACUGGAUGAGUGGGGUAACAUGAUAUACAACUGGGCAAGUGCUAAUGGAAUGAAUAACUCAGUGUGUACUUUGUUUGAAUUGAGGGAAGGGGACCAUUCUGAAGGUGAAGAGUUCCAUGGCCUGGACAUGAAUAUACUAAUCAAAGCUUUAAAAGCAUUAGAAGUGAAAGGCAAAUGUGAAUUAAUAGAGUUUGAUGACAAUCAAGGUGUUAAGUUCUUCUAAAACAUUGUGAUGUUACAUACUAUUAUGUAUAUUUGAAAAGCAUUAGUGAAAUAAUUUUACAUCAUGUUUAUAGAGCUUGAGUCAUGAAUGAUGUCAGUUAUAUUGUAAAAAGAGCCAAUUUAUCAAGUCAAUGGCAACCUUAUAAAUAAUGUAGUUUAGGUGACUGUACCAUGGCAUAUUGCAGUUCCUAAUCAAGAUAGGGCUUUCAGUGAAGAUUAUCAUUAUGUACACUGUUUUAUGAAAACACAUAAACCUCAUGCUUAAAUGGGCUAAACACGUCUUAAAAUCAUAUAAACAAAAAUUUCUUAGUAGCAACUUGCUUGUAACAUAUUAAUUUAAUUGGAUCAAACAUUCAUAAGUCUAGUUUGUGUUUUGUAUUAGUUUUGGUCAUUUGAAUAACAAGUUGUUAAAGUAAUUAGAGAUAUAAAAGUUUCUUGAGUAUUCAUUUGCUGUUUUGGCAUGUUGGCUUUUUAAAUUAAGAUAAAAGAUCCCUGGUGUGAGAUGUUAGAGUUAAUUUUUUUUAUAUUACAGAUAGAACAUUCAAUUUCUUGCCUCUGUGUGGUGAUGUGUUGCUGUUUAAAAAUAGAAUUCUUACUAUCACAAAGAGACAUCAGUACAAUUGUCAUGCUAUCACUUACAAAUGUCUGUAAUCUCUAAUGCAUGUCUGUAAUCUCUUAUGCAAGUGCAAGAUUUAUUUGAAGUGUAAUGUGUUAUUUUGAAACAUGGUAGUUGGGUGACAUGUAUUGUGCGGUGAAAUGGAUUGACACUUUUUGAUUUACUAAAUUAGACAGAUGUAAUAUAUUUUAUUUGAUUAUUAAUAUAUUUAUUUAGUCAGUGUAUUACCAUACAACAUCAGGUGACAUAAACACUCAAUAAUGAGAUUAUGACAAAGUAAAAACUGUACAUUGUAUUUUUUUUUAAAGAAUACCAACUGGGUCUUCUGCAAAUUGUACCAAAUUCUAUAAAAUUAUCUUAUUAUAAAAAAUUUAAUAUUUACAAGAGUUUGUGAUAAUAUAUAGGCUAUAUAUUGUCACACUAGAUGCAGAUAAUAUUUUUGAUGCUUAAAUACAUAAUAAGCAUCAAAAUAUAUGUACACGCGGACGACAUUACAGGCAGCACCUAGUUUGCCUCUAUAAUAGAAUAUCAUUCUCAUGAAUUCUAUCCAGCCUCUAAAGAUAUUUUGACUGAAAUACUGUAUACAGAAAGCCAUAAGAUGAACAGGAUGCAAACUUGAAUUAUACCACUUGUAUUAUGAAUCCAAUGUCAUGAAGACCAUAGAACUUGCAAGGUUGUGUUGUUGGGACAUGUUGCAGAAACGAAGAGUAGGGAUUAUCACUGAGGCUCUUAGAAGACAACCCACCCAUGGAGGUUGGCGCGACGUCACAAGAUCAAAAUUCGUUUGCUAGAUGUCAUUGACACAUAAUGGAACUGAGCAUGAUAUUUUUAUAGCCUUCGGUAUAAUUAGAUGGUGAAACAACAGAGCCUCUUGCUGCUAGACAAACAAUGAAAACAGAUAAGGCUUAUUACUUUAGUUUGUGUGUGACAAGCUACAUCUUACACUCUCGAUUUGUGUGUCACUUUGUGUUAGUGUGUGUGCUCAAAAUAGAGAUUGCUCACAACCUUAAUUUUUUUCGUAUAUUAUCUUUCACUUUCAAGUCUAUCUAAACAUAUAAAUGAUGUAAGUAUAUGGAUCCCAUACUGGAGGUUCUUAUUUGCCCAUGCCAAUGUCCAAUGGGGUGUGUUAGCACACUGAUGGAAUAUGAAAGAUAAUAUUGUUCAAAUUAUCAUCAAAUUAUAUUGUCAUUAUAUUGCCUAAUUAAUAUCAUAAUGAUGAUAGCAUUAUUUGUGUCUAUUGGUCUGCAUAGAGUUAUUUUGCUUACAUAUUAAAUUUUGUAAUAGACUUGUUUUUCCAUCGAACUGUUAAUAUCUGAGAUUAGAUAAAAAAUAUAUUGUAUGUUUAAUUUGUGAUACAUUUAGAUUUAAUAAAUGUUUAUAAAAAUUAAUAAAUAA